Messenger RNA from Manduca sexta (tobacco hornworm), 741 nucleotides. Its product is annotated as juvenile hormone epoxide hydrolase-like. Gene Ontology annotation, biological process: epoxide metabolic process. The transcript is spliced from 4 exons. Gene Ontology annotation, molecular function: epoxide hydrolase activity. The coding region runs from base 27 to 701 and encodes 224 amino acids. The record is from RefSeq and is a predicted model, not a curated record. NCBI's taxonomy places the organism in Eukaryota, Metazoa, Arthropoda, Insecta, Lepidoptera, Sphingidae.
ACUGGGGAUCUUACAUUGGAUCUGCUAUGACCACAAUGUACCCUAAGGAAGUUAUAGGUUUCCACACGAACUUGCCCACUGCUUCCACGUCAAAAGCGUUCAUGCUGAUGGCUGUUGGACAUUACUUCCCAGAUCUGGUAGUGGACUCCUCUCUAUCCAACAGGAUCUACCCUCUAUUGAAUAAGACCCUUUGGCUGCUGCAAGAAACUGCUUACUUCCACUUCAUGGCCACCAAACCCGAAACUAUAGGAAUCGCAAUGACAGACUCUCCAGCUGGUUUCAUGAGCUUCUUCCUCCAGUGUAUAUCAGGCGGCACUCGGAAGGUUAACCCUCGGGAACCUGAAGGUGGACUUCUAAAGUACUACACACGGGAGCAGCUGAUAGACAACCUGAUGAUGUACUGGACUGAUAAUAAGAUCACCACGUCGAGCAGACUUUACUACGAGACUAUACGUAGCAAGAACGGAAGCCAGGUUAUGUCAUACCCAACAGACGUACCUACAUGGGCGCUACAGGCCCCUGACGAGAUCAUCUACAUGUCUCCUAUAAUGCUGGCUACAAAGUAUAAGAACCUGCGUCACGCAACUGUCCUGGAGAAUGGAGGCCAUUUCCUAGCGCUGGAGCGGCCGGCGGAGUUCGGCGCGGACGUGCUGCGCGCUGUCACUGAGUUCGUCAGAUGGGAUGACCUUUACGGAUAUUGAUUGUUAUGACUUUGAAGUUUUGUUAUGUAUACCCUAUAGU